Pistacia vera is the source of this 2646-nucleotide messenger RNA. RefSeq names its product subtilisin-like protease SBT5.4. Gene Ontology annotation, biological process: proteolysis. Gene Ontology annotation, molecular function: serine-type endopeptidase activity. The record is from RefSeq and is a predicted model, not a curated record. Lineage: Eukaryota; Viridiplantae; Streptophyta; Magnoliopsida; Sapindales; Anacardiaceae.
AUGAAGUACUUCCUUGGCAUGGAGAUAACUCAAGCUGUUGGGGAGAUUUUUGUUUGUCAACAAAGGUAUGCAACCGAGCUUCUCUCAAGGUUUGGAAUGGAGAACUGCAAACCAGUGAAUACCCUUGGUUCCCAACUUGAACAAGUUACUCUCAAGGUUUAUGAGCAACCCAAGGAAUUACACUUUAAAGCUGCCAAACGUGUGUUGAGGUAUGUGAAAGGAACCUGCAUGUUAGGCAUUUGGUUCAGGAAAUCCAAAAGUCUGAAGUUGAUGGGGUACACUGACAGUGACUGGGGUGGAUCCCUGGAUGAUGCAAGAAGCACCCUGGAAGCAGGAAACCGGCUCAGUCCUGCUGAAGCUGAAUAUGUAUCUGCGCAGCCAGCUGCUUACAUAGUUUUUUUAGGAUCAUAUCCCAACCGUAGAGACAAUACGGCUACUGAUCAUGAUAAUGCCGUUAGGUAUCAUCAAGAAAUUCUAGGAUCAUGCUUGGGAAGUUUGAAGAAGGCAAAAAGCUCAAUCUUUUACUCGUAUAACCGAUUUAUCAAUGGCUUCGCCGCAAACCUUGCCGAAGAUGAAGUACCGAAAGUCAGGAAUCACCCAAAAGUUCUAUCAGUUUUCUUGAGUAAAGGAAGGAAAGUUCAGAAUACAAAUUCAUGGGGUUUUCUUGGAUUAGAGAAAGGCUCGGACAUUCCUUUAAACUCGGCAUGGAAGAAGGCGAGGUUUGGUGAAGAUGUAAUUAUAGGAAACCUUGACCAUGGCGUUUGGCCGGAAUCAAAGAGCUUCAGUGAUGAAGGAAUGGGUCCAGUGCCAAAGAAGUGGCGAGGAAUCUGUCAGACUAACAAAAGGGAUGGAAUUCAAUGCAACAGGAAGUUGAUCGGAGUAAGGUAUUACAAUAGAAAUUAUCUUCAAAUGGCUCGAAGGUUCGCUCGCAGACACAAUUCAACCUAUGUUCCCACUCCAAAGGUUAUUACUGCACGCGACUACAAUGGCCAUGGCACACACACUCUAUCAACAACUGGUGGAAACUUUGUUCCUAAUGUAAGUGUUUUUGGGCAAGGCAAUGGAGUUGCGAAGGGUGGAGCACCUAGAGCUCGUGUUGCGUCAUAUAAGGUAUGUUGGGACCCGAUUGAAGGUGCGGGCGAGUGCUUUGAUGCAGAUCUCAUGGCGACCAUCGAAGCUGCAAUCAGUGAUGGUGUUGAUAUCCUUUCUGUGUCACUCGGUGGAUUACCAAAUGAAUAUAUUCAAGAAUCACUUUCAAUCGGUUGUUUUCAUGCUGUUAAAAGCGGCAUUCUUGUGGUUGCUGCUGCUGGAAACUCUGGACCGGCUCCUUUAACCGUUUCAAAUGUGGCUCCGUGGAUGUUUACUGUUGGUGCUAGCACAACUAGUAGACAGUUUGUAAAUUAUAUUACACUUGGCAACAAGAAGGUCAUCAAGGGAUUUAACAUUUCGGAAAAAGGUUUGGAACCUCAAAAGUUCUAUCCAAUGAUUACUGGAGUAGAUGCUAGGCUUCCUAAUGCAACCGUUGAGGAAGCCUGUGCUUGCUUCCCCGACACCCUUGAUCGAACCAAAGUUCAAGGAAAAAUCUUGGUUUGCCUUCGGGAAGAUACGUCAGCUCUUCAAUUCGGCAUGUUUGUUGUCAUGGCCGGAGCUUCUGGGGUUAUUUUGGCCAACAGCGAAAACAUGGGAUACGAAAUUUCAAGCGAACCUCACAUUAUCGCAGCUUCAAUGGUCAACUCCGUAGAUGCUGAUUCUAUAUUCGCCUAUAUGAAAUCUACCAAGUCUCCAGUUGCGCAAAUAAGUGAAGUAAAAACAGAAUUUGAUGAUAACUCAACUCCAUCAAUGGCUCCAUUUUCAUCUAAGGGACCUAAUAAAAUUGAUUCAGCUAUCCUGAAGCCUGAUGUUACCGCUGGAGUGGAUAUAAUUGCUGCUUUCAGUGGUGCAACUCCAGCAACUAAGUUGGAAGAUGACAAUCGUCUGGUUCCUUAUCUUCCCCUAUCCGGUACUUCAAUGGCAUGCCCUCAUGUUUCUGGCAUUGCCGCUCUUGUCAAAACUCUCCACCCAGACUGGAGCCCCGCUGCUAUUCGAUCUGCAAUAAUGACUACUGCUACUACAAGUGACAGAAGUUGGCGUCCAAUUUUAGAUUACAACAAAACUGAGGCAUCCCCAAUUGCAUAUGGUGCCGGACAUGUGAAUCCAAAUAAUGCAUUGGAUCCUGGCCUUGUUUAUGACUUGAAUCCUGAAAAUUACUUGAACUACUUAUGUGCCCAUGGAUACAAUGAUAGCCUCUUUAGAUCUUUUACAAUCUCGGACAAAACUUACUCAUGUCCUCAGUCAUUUAGAAUGGAAGACUUCAAUUACCCUUCAAUUUUAAUUCCUAAACUCAAGGGCCCAAGCAAGAACACCCGACAUCAUAAGAAUGUCGGUUCACCUGGAACAUAUAAUGUGAGCUUCAAGGCACCAGCUAGAAUUUCCAUUUCUGUUCAACCAACUACUUUGAAGUUUGAAAAAUAUGGCGACGAGAAGAAAUUUGAAGUGACGUUUAAUCUUGUGGGUAAUACUACUGCUAAUCAGGACUAUGCUUUUGGGGAACUGACAUGGUCCGAUGGCACUCAUUCUGUAAGGACUCCUAUUGUAGUGAAUCUAUAG